CUGCGCAGGAGUCGCCAUCUGGCUGGUUAACACUUUCACUGCCUGUGUGCCGGCUCACGGUGGUAUUGUGAUGAUGUCGGCCUGGCUCGGUGUAUUGGCACGGCGUGCCAUGCUGUGGAAGCCAGCUCUGCGCAGAUUCUACCACACCGAGCGAGGAGUUUACGGCUACAGACCGAGAAAGGGGACCAGCACCGGGGAGCUACGUGGGAGCAGCCAAACCAGCGAGACUGCCAGGGCAGUGGACCAUGGCCUGGCCCGUCUUGUUAUAGCUUACCGUGAGCAUGGCCACAAAGCAGCAAAAAUUAACCCAUUAUUCACUGGUCAAUCAGUGAUGGACAUGGUACCAGAAAUACAAGUACUUGCUGAAAUACUAAAUGGGCCGUUUAACACUGCAGGGUUACUUAAAAUGAAGAAACAAGAAGCAAGUCUUGAAGAUGUCUUGGCUUACUUAGACCAUACAUACUGUGGCCAAGUGUCUAUUGAAACAAGUCAGUUGCAGAAUUUAGAAGAGCAUAACUGGUUUUCUAGAAGAUUUGAGGAACUCAAACAAGAGACCUUUUCCAUAGAAGAGAAGAAACUGUUGGCCAAGAUAAUGUUAGAAUGCCAGGAAUUUGAUCAUUUUCUGGGUACAAAGUUUUCGACUGUGAAACGGUAUGGAGGAGAAGGAGCUGAAAGCAUGAUGGGAUUUUUUCACGAGAUGCUCAGAACGUGUGCUCUCAGUGGUGUAACAGAUGUGGUGAUAGGAAUGCCUCACAGAGGGAGGCUGAAUCUUCUUACAGGGCUUCUCCAGUUUCCACCUGAGCUUAUGUUUCGUAAAAUGAGAGGCUUAAGUGAGUUCCCAGAAAACUCCCCAGCGAUAGGUGAUGUCCUUUCCCACUUGACAUCAUCUGUGGAUUUGGACUUUGGUUCUCCUAGGCCUCUGCAUGUGACCAUGUUGCCUAAUCCUUCCCACUUAGAAGCAAUCAACCCUGUGGCUGUUGGGAAAACCCGCGCUCGACAGCAAUCCCUGGCAGAUGGAGAUUACUCGACAGACAGUUCUGCACAGCCUGGUGACAGAGUUGUAUGCCUUCAGGUACACGGUGAUGCUUCAUUUUCUGGUCAGGGGAUUGUUCCGGAAACAUUUACUCUUUCCAAUCUUCCACAUUACCGAAUUGGUGGCAGUAUUCAUCUGAUCGUUAAUAAUCAACUAGGUUAUACUACCCCUUCUGAUCGUGGAAGAUCCUCUUUAUACAGCAGUGAUGUUGGUAAAAUUGUUGGUUGUGCUGUAAUCCAUGUUAAUGGCGAUGACCCAGAGGAAGUUUUGAGAGCUACAAGACUAGCUGUGGAAUAUCAACGACUGUUCCGGAAAGACGUGAUUGUAGACUUGUUGUGUUAUCGUCAGUGGGGCCAUAAUGAGCUUGACGAGCCCUUCUUUACAAAUCCUGGCAUGUACAAGAUUAUCCGGGCUCGAAAAAGUAUCCCAGAUGUUUAUGCUGAUCGUAUAAUAUCUGAAAGCCUAAUGACAGAAGAAGAAGUAUCAAGCAUAAAAACUGCAUAUUAUUCAAAAUUAAGUGACCAUCUUACCAAUAUGACAUUAUACAGCCCACCAUCCACCAAUCUCCAGGCUCACUGGAACGAGAUGGUUGAACCCUCGCCACGGAUCACCACGUGGGACACUGGUGUUCCUGCCGAUCUACUCAAGUUUGUUGGGGCCAAGUCUGUGGAGGUUCCUGAGGACAUAAAAAUGCACAGCCACCUUCUCAAAAUGCAUGCACAGUCUAGAAUACAGAAGCUCCAAGAGGGAAUAAAGUUAGACUGGGGCACAGCUGAAGCUAUGGCAUUUGGCACAUUACUUUGCCAAGGUUUUAACAUUCGGAUUAGUGGACAGGAUGUAGGCCGUGGAACGUUCAGCCAGAGACAUGCAAUGGUGGUUUGUCAGGAGACUAAUGAUACCUACAUUCCACUGAACCAUAUGACAACAGACCAGAAAGGUUUCUUAGAGGUCAGCAACAGUGCUCUGUCAGAGGAAGCGGUCCUUGGCUUUGAAUAUGGAAUGAGCAUUGAAAGUCCCAAAUUACUUCCAAUUUGGGAGGCCCAGUUUGGAGAUUUCUUCAAUGGCGCACAGAUCAUAUUUGACACUUUCAUUUCUGGAGGUGAAGCUAAGUGGCUGUUACAGAGUGGUAUUGUGAUUCUACUUCCCCAUGGCUAUGAUGGUGCUGGUCCUGAGCAUUCUUCAUGCAGAAUUGAGCGCUUUUUACAGAUGUGUGACAGUAAAGAGGAAGGGGUAGAUGGGGAUACCGUUAAUAUGUUUGUAGUUCACCCAACUACUCCAGCACAGUAUUUUCACUUGCUGCGCAGACAGAUGGUGCGGAAUUUCAGAAAACCUCUCAUUGUUGCAUCCCCAAAAAUGCUUCUAAGAUAUCCGGCUGCUGUUUCAAGUCUUCAGGAUAUGGCACGUGGAAAAACAUUCAGACCUGUUAUUGGAGAAACACUUGUAGAUUCUAAAAGUGUACAUACAGUGAUCCUUUGCUCUGGUAAACAUUACUAUUCUUUGGCCAAGCAAAAGGAAACACUGGGAGAUCUAGGACACAAAUAUGUCAUUAUCCGGCUGGAGGAACUGUGCCCCUUCCCAUUGGACGCACUGCAACAAGAAAUGGCAAAAUAUCCCAAUGCCAAAGAAUUUAUUUGGAGCCAAGAAGAACCCCAGAAUAUGGGUGCAUGGACUUUUGUAGCACCUCGGUUUGAGAAACAGUUGGGAUUUAAGUUACGCCUUGUAAGUAGACCUGCUCUUCCUGCACCAGCAGUGGGUAUUGGAUCUCUCCACCAACAACAACAACAAGAUAUAAUCACAAAAACAUUUGCAUAGCUGUACUAAAUAAUAUUUAAUAUUUUAAAUAUGUGAAUGUA
Molecule: messenger RNA, 2886 nt
Organism: Pelobates fuscus (common spadefoot toad)
Lineage: Eukaryota; Metazoa; Chordata; Amphibia; Anura; Pelobatidae
Gene: DHTKD1
Product: dehydrogenase E1 and transketolase domain containing 1
Exons: 17
Coding region: 71-2845 (924 amino acids)
Biological process (GO): tricarboxylic acid cycle
Molecular function (GO): oxoglutarate dehydrogenase (succinyl-transferring) activity; thiamine pyrophosphate binding
Source: RefSeq, a predicted model, not a curated record